AUGGCAUUUCCCAUUCACAGACCAGAUGUUUUUCGUUGGAAAAAAAGUACAAAGACUAAAACAGCAGGCAACCGUAAGGUGCAGCUGAAUGAGAAUGACAUAAAACAUUGGGUAAAGAGGGUGGAGAUGGCUUCAGAGUUUGCUGUAGCUGAGGUGUUUUCCACGAAGAAACCGCAUAGUGAUAAACACAGUAUGGCGCUGCAGAGCAUAGAGCAGCUACAGGAUCAUGAUGAUGCGUACAGUGAAGCUCAGUCCAUUCUAAGCGAGUGGAUGAACCAGAAGUUACGCCUGGAGCUUGAAAUGGAUGAUGAUGAGGAUGAAGAGGAAAUGGAUUCCAGAAAAAUUGACAAUUCAGAAUCCACACAAUUUGUUAAGAUUACACAACCCAGCUAUAAUAACUUUGAUGACAUGUACUCUCAUCUAGUGAAGGAAGAAGAUAAAUCUGUAGUGCACAAUUUCCUCCAGGACCUGAUGAAAACAGAGGUGUUAGACUUGGGGAUAUUGGAGGACCUCAAAGUGGACUCAGACAAAAAUAGGAAGAAAUGGAGGGACCCCAGUAUUACCAUGGAGAUGCGUCAUAAGCAGGUAAAGGAGAACCGCUCAUGUAGAGAUGUGGAGGGCGACAAAAUGCGCAAAGAGAAGGAAGUGCUAAGGAAGGCGCGAGAGGAGGCGUGGCGACUGGAACUAGAGAAGCAGCGAAAGAAGAGACAGGAGGCUCAUAGGCAUGAAGAGAUGAUACAGCUGGAGAUGAUUCGCUUGCGCAAAGAGAUGGAGGAGAAGAGGAAUGUGGAGCAGCUUGCACGAAACAUGGAAAGGGACCGGCUUCAGAAACACUACUCUGUCAUUCCAAAACCUCAUAAUUCCAUCACACUGAAGAAACAGGACAAAGACCUUCAACUCAGGCUGAAGAAGCUGGAAGCCAAAGUUCAUCUUCACAAUUUGCAGUGCAUGCACAGCCAUUUUUCCGGCUGGUACUCAGUGAUAUUGGAGAGAAGGGUACGCAUGGGCAAAGCAGCGGCACUGUGUGAUUGGAGGAGGCAGCUGAGUGCGUGGCGGGCAUGGCGGGCUCUGGUAUGGACCAGGAGAGAGGAGAGAGAAGCUGAGAAAAUUGAAAAGGAGCUGAGACAGGAACACAGACGCUGUCAGCAGGCAGUGGAGAGUGACCGCAGGAGGCUUUUGAGGCGUUGCCUUAGUGAUUGGCGUGUGUGGUGCCGGAUGGAACGCGAACGCAAGGAGCUUCUCAAACAACAAAAGGAAACCAGGCGUAAAAUGACGGCUCUAAUCAAUGCAGCAGCCUCUGGGAAACUAGGGACAGAGAAUUCCACACCUCCACCAAUAACCAACCCACCUGAAACAGUCAUUCAUUCAGAAAACAUCAACCACCAGGACAUGCCAGCAAGUCUAGAAAUCUGUUCACUUGUAGAACCAGACACUUUGAAUGACAACACUGGCCACCGAUCAGAGGCCCCGCCCAUUCAGGCUUGGCAGGUGACACGUCGUCAUGCCGCUCUUUCAUCUGCUGAGCAUCGACAGGCCUGCCAAGGGCUACAACAACUCACCACCACCACCCGAAUUCGAAGUGCAGAUCUGAAUGGUGGACAAUUCAAACACCGUCAUGCGGCCCUGCAGCAAACAAUAGCUGAGCAGAGGCGUCUUCUCAAAGAGCAACAGGAACAGAUUUCGCAUCUGCAAGAGAGACAGAACAUGCUGGAGCUGAAACACGAGGUGGAGAAAACAACACUGUUAGCAGCAGGGCCUCCUGGAGCUGUACGCACACAUUGCAUACCCAUAGCAAACACUGAGUCAGGCAGAGGAAGAGGAUGUGCAGAAAAAUCAAGACCAAAAAGUGCCUCGAGGGAAAAUGCCACCAGCAACACCACCCACAAAGCAGCUUCGGGUCCCGCAGCACUCCGCCAUCAGACGGUACAAGCCAUGGAGGAAAGAGCACGGCAGCGUGCCGAGCGCAGGAGAGAGAUGGAGUUGCUGAGGAGACAGAGGCAAGAGGAGAAACUGGCUCAAAUGAAGGCAGCAGAGGAGGAAAGACUCAGGGUGGAGGAAGAGGAGAAACAAAAGGAGGCAGAGCGAAAGAAGGAGGAGAAGAGGCAACAGAGGAAAAGAGAGCUUGAGAAGCAGAAGAGAGCAGAGAAGGAAAAGGAACUGAUGGAGCUGGCGGCCCAGCACUACCUCAGAACCCUGGUACUACACAAAGGCCUGGCGCCAUGGAAACAUCUACUGGAGCAAAUCCGUGUCAACACACAGAGAGCAGUGGAUCAUUACACACUGGCACUUCAGAGAAGCUGCUUCUGCUCUUGGCUCCAGGUUGUGAAUGAAGCCCACGCAAAGAGAGAAGCCACCGCCAACCAGCUGUAUCAGCGGAUCUUGCUUCAGAGGGCUUUGUGUAGCUGGAAAAGGAUAAAAGAUAUGCGCUUUAUACUGGAGGAACAAGCCGAACGGUUCUACAGAAAUCGGAUCCAGAAGAAGGUGUUCUUAGUAUUGCUGGAUCAUGCCACAGAGGAGCGACUGACAGCCUGGGACAACAAGCAACGGGCAGAGGAACACAACGGCAGGAGAGCAGUCAAAAAGUGUUUUGCGGGAUGGAGGCUUCUUCCAGUUUUCUUACGUGAAGAAAAGGAAAGAGAGGCACGUAGAGAGCAGCUCAGACGGAAAGUGGCAGAGAUACUACCCGACUUCCGCAGCUCCCCUGUUGACUCCACGUGGAGCUCAAUAAAUCCUCUUUAACCAUCACACACUGUCUGCAACUAUCAAGCUUUACAUACAAGACAUUGAAAACAGACGUGCAAUUUGAUGAGCUUCCAUGUUUAAUCUUUCUAUGCUUGUUUAUUUUUCAUGAUACAGUUUAAUUGCACAACAUAAUGGGUGAAGUGCAGUACCAUGAAGAAUCGGCUCACAAAGCAGCGCAUGAUGGAAACAAAAAAAACAUCUGGAUUUUGGAGUGCCUUGGUAUUUUAUUUCGUGAAUGAUUCUGUAAAAAAGAAGGCAUUAAAUGAAAUUAAACCCACUUUGAUUCAAAGAUAUACAACUUGUUCUUGCACAUUGAAACAUGGCAGGAUGUUAAGCAGCACAAAUUCGUCCCCAGUUAAAGAACAAGAAAAAAGCACACCCACAGAUACAGACCUCAAGCAACAAACAUUAUGCUUAUUAAGCUGAGAUGAGAGUUGUAAAGCUGUGUUGUCUGGAUAUACAGUAGAUUAUCUCUCAUAACUUCUGAUGUCUCAAAGGCACUAAAUAAGGCUUGAUAAUGAAUGUGCAUUCACAUACGGUAACUAUAAGAGAACAUUUUGGAGUUGAGAGAACAAAUAUUAGACAAAAGUGCAAUCCAAAAUUGAUCCAACGAGCAGUAAAUACAAACAAGAAAAAAGUUUCUUAAAGCAAGAGUGUGUAAUUUUUUCAAAGUUUAAAUACUUUCUACUAUCCCCUUUUAACUAUAAGAAAGCCGUUUGUAUGUUGUAAACAAUGUGGAGCGAUCAAGACAUUGCUCUGUUUGUUUGAGCAUCUCAACCAGCCAGACAAAGCAGCACUGGCUCAACCAAUGGCAUGAGUUUGGGAAGGAACUAUCUGUUUGGCUAUCCA
Messenger RNA from Myxocyprinus asiaticus (Chinese sucker), 3591 nucleotides. It is a transcript of the gene ccdc191, whose product is annotated as coiled-coil domain containing 191. Gene Ontology annotation, molecular function: phosphatase binding. The transcript is spliced from 16 exons. Bases 1 to 2739 code for a protein of 912 amino acids. The record is from RefSeq and is a predicted model, not a curated record. NCBI's taxonomy places the organism in Eukaryota, Metazoa, Chordata, Actinopteri, Cypriniformes, Catostomidae.